This is a messenger RNA of Drosophila melanogaster (fruit fly), 2911 nucleotides long. RefSeq lists its product as uncharacterized. The transcript has 9 exons. Lineage: Eukaryota; Metazoa; Arthropoda; Insecta; Diptera; Drosophilidae. The record is from RefSeq and is marked reviewed. Gene Ontology annotation, biological process: amino acid metabolic process. Gene Ontology annotation, cellular component: cytoplasm. Bases 1573 to 2781 code for a protein of 402 amino acids. Gene Ontology annotation, molecular function: aminoacylase activity; hydrolase activity.
CGCACAGUCGUCGUCGAGCCAGUGUUGCGAAAGAGUGCAAAAUGAGUACAGCCAAGUGGGAGAACAACGAGGAGAUUAAGAUCUUUCGCGAAUAUCUUCGCAUACCAACGGUGCAUCCAAAUGUGGAUUACACCGUUUGCACGGAAUUCUUGAAACGCCAGGCUGCCAGCUUGGACCUGCCCGUGGAGGUUAUCUAUCCGGUGAACGAGCAGAAUCCCGUGGUGGUGCUAAAAUGGCAGGGUUCCCAGCCGGAACUGCCCUCCAUCAUUCUCAAUUCGCACACGGAUGUAGUGCCCGUUUUUGAGGAGAAGUGGACACACGGUCCAUUCAGCGCGGAUCUAGAUGCAGAGGGUCGCAUCUUUGCGCGCGGAUCGCAGGACAUGAAGUGCGUGGGCACCCAAUAUCUGGGAGCUGUGCGUGCCCUCAAGGCCAGUGGCUAUCAACCCAAGAGGACGAUCUAUCUCACUUAUGUUCCGGACGAGGAGGUUGGCGGCCACCUGGGCAUGCGGGAGCUGGUAAAGAGCGACUACUUCAAGAAGCUCAAUGUGGGAUUCAGUUUCGACGAGGGAAUCUCUAGUGCGGAUGAAACCUACGCUCUGUACUACGCUGAACGGACUCUUUGGCAUCUUCGUUUCAAGAUCAGCGGAACUGCUGGUCACGGAUCACUGUUGCUCCCGAAUACUGCUGGCGAGAAGCUGAACUAUGUGGUAGGCAAAAUGAUGGAGUUCCGCAAAUCGCAAGUGCAAAAACUAGCUGACGACUCAUCCCUCGAAAUUGGUGAUGUGACCACUGUGAAUCUCACCCAACUGAGGGGCGGAGUCCAGAGCAACGUGGUUCCCCCAUUGCUGGAAGCUGUAUUUGAUAUCCGCAUUGCCGUCACCGUGGAUAUCCCUGCCUUUGAGAAGCAGAUUCGCGACUGGUGCGAGGAGGCUGGCGGCGGCAUUGAACUGGAGUUUGAGAUGAAAAACCCCUUUGUGGAGCCAACAAAGAUUGACUCGUCGAAUGCCUACUGGCUGGCCUUUAAGAAAGCACUCGAUGACCUUGGCCUCAAGACACGGGUUCGUGUUUUCCCCGGCGCCACGGACAGUCGUUAUAUUCGCUACGCAGGCAUUCCAGCUCUAGGAUUCUCGCCCAUUAACAACACCCCCAUCCUGCUGCACGACCACGAUGAAUUCCUGAAAGCCGAUACCUAUUUGCACGGCAUUGAGGUUUACAAGAAGCUCAUUCCUGCCGUAGCUGAUGCUUAGCGAACUCAAUUCAAUUAUGAAAUAAUGCAUUUAAUGCUUACUUGUCGAUGUUUAUUGUAAUAACUUUAAACAAGCAGGCUUAUAAAAACCCAUUUAAAUAAACAAUGUAUGAAUAAAUAAGCCAGUCCAUAGUCCAUACCAUUAAUGAUAACAUUAAGCUCUUAGCGCAAAGAUGAAAAUCCGCAAAUUGUGGGCUCUUCUAAUCAAGUAGCUUAAAGUCAACAACUGAUAAUGCCAUUAAGUCAAUCCACACUCAGACUUCAAACCAAACAGCACGGUGGAUUACAAGUCAGUUCCUUUAGAACCACGGGGCAUUCAACUCAAAAUGUGCACUUGCACGGAACAAUGGAAGAACGACGAGGAAAUAAUCAUUUUCCAGGAGUAUUUGCGCAUUCCCUCGGUGCAUCCAGACGUGGACUACACUGCAUGCGUGGAGUUCCUAAAACGCCAGGCUAACAAACUUAAUCUCCGCGUGGACGUGGUGUAUCCUGUUGUGCCUUCGAAACCGGUGGUGAUUAUGAAGUGGCUGGGCAAGCAUCCCGAGCUGAAAUCCAUUAUAUUGAACUCACACAUGGACGUGGUGCCCGUGUUUCCCGAAAAGUGGACCCAUGAGCCGUUUGGUGCCCACAUAGACGCCCAAGGCCGGAUUUAUGCACGCGGUGCCCAGGACAUGAAGUCCGUGGGAUGUCAGUACAUGGCUGCGGUCCGUGCACUCAAAGCCAGUGGCUAUCAGCCAAAAAGGACCGUAUAUUUGACUUUUGUGCCCGACGAGGAAACUGGCGGACACAUGGGCAUGGCUGAAUUCGUCAAGGGUGAUUACUUCAAAGCCAUGAAUGUGGGCUUUAGCCUGGACGAGGGCAUCGCCAGUGAAGAUGACACUUAUCCUGUAUUUUACGCCGAGCGUACAUUGUGGCAACUUCGAUUUAAAUUCAGUGGCACUUCAGGUCAUGGAUCGCUGCUGCACAAAAGCACGGCUGGCGAAAAGUUUCACUUUGUGAUGGAUAAGCUGAUGAAGUUCCGAGAAACCCAGGUCAAGCUACUGGCCGAGGACUCCUCCUUGCAGUCCGGUGAUGUGACCACUUUGAACCUGACCCAACUCAACGGUGGCGUCCAAAGCAAUGUGGUUCCCCCCGUACUAGAAGCCACUUUUGAUAUUCGCAUAGCCAUCAACCAGAAUGCCGAUGCAAUGGAGAAUCAGAUUCGCGAGUGGUGCAACGAAGUCGGUGGUGGAGUGGAACUGGAUUUCACGCUGAAGUGCCCCUCGGUGGUGACCAAGAUAGACGACUCCAAUCCCUACUGGCUGGGCUUCAAAAAGGGACUAGAUGAACUAGGUUUGAUCACCCAUACACGAGUUUUCCCCGGCGCCACCGAUAGCUUCUACGUCCGGCAAGUGGGAAUUCCCGCUCUGGGAUUUUCACCCAUCAACAACACCCCGGUGCUGCUGCACAAUCAUGAUGAAUAUUUGCGGGCCGACACAUAUCUGCACGGAAUUCAGGUGUACAGGAAGCUCAUCCCCUCUAUUGCUGAUUCAUAAAAUGUUCAAGCGAAGUUCCACUCAUAAAUGGAAAUCAAUAUGCUACAAUUGGUCUUAUCGCUUAUGAGUAAUGUUUUUGGCUCGAUGAGUGUAGGACCAAAAUUAAAUGUUUAAAUGGUGUGACUACUAC